AGAAGGAGGGAGCAGCAGAGGAGGAGAGAAGAGCCGCUGCUGUGUCUCCCUCAGACUCAAAUAUCACAUCUACACUCAGUGACCAUCUUCUAGUGUACAAACGCGGACACUUCCCGUGUUUUAUUUGUGUCUUUGCACGUUAAUUCCGCCGCUGACACGCGCGCCUUCAACCCGUCUGUCCGUCAACACAACACCGGCUUCGAAUGUCUAUUUGACAGCGGAGGGUAAAAAAAAAGAGAAACGAACCAACACCUUCACAGGUUUUACCUUCUCGUGGAAGAUGGACGAGGACAAUCACGUUCCUGAGGAUCUGUCCCUGGAGGAGAGGGACGAGCUGUCCAACAUCCGACGCAGGAAGAGAGAGCUGCUGGAUGACAUUGAGAGGUUAAAGUUCGAGAUCGCAGAGGUCAUGACGGAGAUCGAGCAGCUGACGUGCGUUGGAGAAAGUAAAACAUCCCAGAGAAACAAACAGAUUGCCAUGGGCAGGAAGAAAUUCAACAUGGAUCCAAAGAAGGGAAUCCAGUUCCUGCUGGAGAACGACCUCCUCCAACACACUCCAGAAGACAUCGCACAGUUCCUGUACAAAGGCGAGGGCCUGAACAAGACGGUGAUCGGGGACUACUUAGGUGAACGAGACGACUUCAACAUCAAGGUUCUGCAGGCGUUUGUGGAGCUGCACGAGUUCGCCGAUCUCAACCUGGUUCAAGCGCUGAGGCAGUUCCUGUGGAGUUUCCGUUUACCAGGUGAAGCCCAGAAGAUCGACCGGAUGAUGGAGGCGUUCGCCUCGCGGUACUGUCAGUGCAACCCAGGGGUUUUCCAGUCGACAGACACCUGCUACGUGCUGUCAUUUGCGAUCAUCAUGCUGAACACCAGCCUACACAACCCCAACGUCAGGGACAAGCCCCCCGUGGAGCGCUUUAUCUCCAUGAACAGAGGCAUUAAUGAAGGAGGAGAUCUGCCAGAGGAGCUUCUCAGGAACCUUUACGACAGCAUCAAAAACGAGCCCUUCAAAAUCCCCGAGGAUGAUGGGAACGAUCUGACGCACACGUUCUUUAACCCCGACAGAGAGGGCUGGCUCCUGAAGCUCGGCGGUCGAGUGAAGACGUGGAAGAGACGAUGGUUCAUCCUCACCGACAACUGCCUUUACUACUUUGAAUACACAACAGACAAAGAGCCUCGUGGGAUUAUUCCUCUGGAGAACCUCAGCAUCAGAGAAGUGGACGAGCCCAGGAAACCUAACUGCUUUGAGCUCUACAACCCAAACCACAAAGGUCAGGUGAUCAAGGCCUGCAAGACGGAGGCGGACGGAAGAGUCGUCGAGGGCAACCACGUCGUGUACAGGAUAUCAGCCCCCACGCCGGAGGAGAAGGAGGAGUGGAUCAAAUCCAUCAAAGCAAGCAUCAGCAGAGACCCCUUCUAUGACAUGCUGGCCACCAGGAAGAGGAGGAUAGCAAAUAAAAAGUGAUUUGACGUCUUCAUCCACACUCGAGUUUCCGUGACGAGCGGAAAUGCAGCAGGUUGUCAUGGACGGAGCUUUGUUUUCUACGUGUGAAGUUUUUUGUGGACGCCUGAUGAUGUGAAUGUGAAGACUUUGAAACUGUGACGUGGAACAGAGGAGAAGAGGAUGAAAUUGCUCCGUCUACGGACGACAGGAUGAGCAGCCAUGACUGGAACUCAGAGGAUGUUUCUUUUUGGCAAACUGUGACUGAGGCAAUGCCACCCUCUGCUGGACACACGAAGAAGUAAAAGUGGUGCACUACAAAAUUUGGCAGGGAAACCAAUCUCCCUCUGCUCGUAUGGCAUUUGCUUUCAUUUCAACAUCAUGUCCUUCAACAGUUGCUAUGUUCUGUCCUCUAACUGCAGAAAAACCUCAUUUUUAAUUAUUUUAAAUCAGCUGGUCUGAUUAUUAAUGACUUUACCUGUAUAUGCAAACACUUAUUUUAAUUUGUUUUGGUGAAAUAAAGCCAAACAUUUAGUGGUUUGACCCUUUUAAGCUACAAUCAUACACCAUACAUGCAUUAUAUAUAUAUAUGUAUAUUUGUUUUGUACUGUUGUGUAUUGAAGAUCCACAUCUGUGAUUUAAA
Molecule: messenger RNA, 2084 nt
Organism: Solea senegalensis (Senegalese sole)
Lineage: Eukaryota; Metazoa; Chordata; Actinopteri; Pleuronectiformes; Soleidae
Gene: cyth3a
Product: cytohesin 3a
Exons: 13
Coding region: 281-1465 (394 amino acids)
Biological process (GO): regulation of ARF protein signal transduction
Molecular function (GO): guanyl-nucleotide exchange factor activity
Source: RefSeq, a predicted model, not a curated record